Messenger RNA from Ruditapes philippinarum (Manila clam), 1704 nucleotides. Its product is annotated as arrestin domain-containing protein 2-like. Lineage: Eukaryota; Metazoa; Mollusca; Bivalvia; Venerida; Veneridae. The record is from RefSeq and is a predicted model, not a curated record. Gene Ontology annotation, biological process: protein transport. Gene Ontology annotation, cellular component: cytoplasm. The coding region runs from base 16 to 603 and encodes 195 amino acids. The transcript is spliced from 3 exons.
AAUUUAACAGUAAACAUGUCUACUGUACUGAGAUAUGAAGUUAAAUGUUGGUUUAAUCUUUUAGGUGUGUGUUUAGAAGCUAUUGGUGAGGCUAAGGUAGAAUGGAUGACCUCUAGUGAUAUUCAGGCAUCUGAUGAAGAAGUGUUCAAUUAUACUACAGUACUGCCAAUUAAGGGAGACAAGGACAGUAAUGAUGAUCUCCUUCACUCUGGUUCUCAUUAUUUCCCCUUCGAGUUCACCCUACCCCCUAAAUUACCAUCGUCUUUCAAGGGUAAACAUGGACGAUUACGUUACUAUGUACGCAUGACAAUAACAACCCCAGGAGGGCCUCAUCAUGAACGUACCAGUAAAUUUGCUGUCAUUUCAAAUUUAGAUUUAAACAAGGAACCUGAUGCCUCUUUACCUGUAGAAAAUGAUACAUUUGAGGCAAUCGGGUCAUGGUGCUGCGUCUCCGGAACUGUAACAGCCACAUUAAAAUUGGAGAAGAAAGGCUUUGCUGUAAAGGAGGCAAUACCUGUUUGGGCAGAGAUUAAAAAUCUCAGCACUCGUAGAAUAUGUUCAACUCAAGUUUCAUUAAUACAGGUAUGUUACAAUGUUGAAUAAAUAUGCUGUGUGCAGACUUGACAAAGAUUUUACUUUCAGUAGACAUCUUUAAGUAAAGUGUUUUUACUAAACCGGUACAUGUUCUACAUGGUUUUGAUAUAGUGUCUAACAUUAUAUUAAUUUAACCAAACACAGUAUAUAAUAAGCAAUGAAGGAUCAGUGUACCAGUGAUAUAAAAUAUGAUACCCCAGAACUUCUGCAAAAUACAUAGGCCUAAAGGUUAUAUUUUAUUUAUGUAUGUGUUUUAUGUAUUUUCUUGUGUGUUGAUAUCUUUGAAAAUAGGACAAAUUUCACUGUUUUUAUCUGUAUAUUUAUGUAUUCAAUAUUUAUGCUAAAUCUCUAAAAUUAUGUUUAUUCUAUUUCUGUUUCUUUGAAUGAGAAGAAACUGAAGGGAAUGUGAAGAGUAAACACUUUUUGGCAUGUAAGAGAAUUCGAUUUACAGACAUGAAAGUGGCAUUUUGUCAAUCCAUAUAUCUGUAAUAGGCUCCAUUGUUUAUAGACAAUUUCCUGAAUUGCUUGAAACAGAGACAAAAUGGUGUUAGAUCCUUGUCGUUACAAGUAAUGAUUAUUGCUAACACUUAUGUUGUUUAUUUUAGGGCUUGUUUUAUCUAGCUUCAAAGUUAUUUUAUUGGAACAACUGAUAUUGUUUACCCUGAUAUUUUCUUGUUAAUUGCUCAUAAGCCUUUUUUGAUUCGGAUAUUAUUGCACUAAUGGUGGGCGAUUAAUGGGGCUGCAGAAUGGUUAAGGCUGAUAGAACUGACUUUUUCCAGCUUUGAAGAUUUCAGUUAUAAAUGUUUGUUUACAUAUUAACAAUCUGAUGUUUGAACUAGAGAAAUCAGAGCAGUGUAGGCAAGAAAUACGUUAGAGUUGUAAGUAAAUAAUAACAAAUGUUAUGAAAAAAUGUUCAGUCAUUCUAUUCAUCUGUAAGAGCUGUAGUUUUUUUUCUAUGUCAGUCUAAUUAUGUCUUAUCUAAUACUUCUCAACCACAAUAUCUGUGCCAAAAAGAAUUCUGUUAUUUGAAGAUAUUUUUCUGGUUGAUCUGCCAUCUUUUUUCUUCGAAACAUUGUCUAAUCUAUAUUCCAGCAGGAAAGAAGAUUCGAA